Prorocentrum cordatum is the source of this 546-nucleotide messenger RNA. The record is from the annotation of a GenBank genome assembly. Lineage: Eukaryota; Dinophyceae; Prorocentrales; Prorocentraceae.
AGCCAUCUUGGCUCCGCAGGCGUGCACGCGCGCUGCAGCUUCGCUCUCUUGCGGAGGAGGAGGAGGAGGGGGGGGGGGAGAAGGAGGCCCCGCCCGCCCAUGGGGGAUGACCCGAGCGACUUCGGCACCUGCGGGGGCAAGCGCCGAACGGCGAACCCAGACGCCGCCAGGGACGCCCUCGAGCGCCUCGCGGCGGUCACGGCCGCGGCCGUGGAGCGGGGCGCCGCGGAGGCCCGCGAGCGCGUCGCGGCGGCGGCCUCGGGCCCCGCAGAACCCGGCGAGGUGGUCCGGCUGGACCUCUCGACGGUGCAGCUCUACCCCGCGGGCGCGGCGGAGCUGGUGAGUGCGAUGGCGGGCGACCCGGGCUGCCCCGUGCAGGCGCUGAACGUGUGCAACACGCGCCUGGGGAACCAGGGCGGGCUGGAGGUCGCGAGGCUCCUCGAGGCGGGCCACCCUCCGCUCCUGGAGCUGGACCUCCAGAUGAACAAGCUGGGCGACGCCGCCGCGGAGCCAUCGGCGCCGCGCUGCGCGCGAACCAGACCCUGA